Molecule: messenger RNA, 2718 nt
Organism: Prorocentrum cordatum
Lineage: Eukaryota; Dinophyceae; Prorocentrales; Prorocentraceae
Source: the annotation of a GenBank genome assembly
CUCCUCCUCCUCGCAGAGCUUUGAAGCGGGCGGACUGAUGUUCAAACAGUCCAGUGGGCGGGACCCUAGCAAACGUUUCCAGCGGGCGUGACUCGGACAAGCGAGUCCGGCACGGCAUUUCGAAGGCAGGCUUUCCAGGAACCCAAGAGGGCGGAGACCGAAUGGCGAGUCCAGCGAGCGAGACUCGAGCCAGCGAGUCGGGGGCGCGAGGCCGUGGAGGUCAAGGCACUCGAGCGGCGUACGCCAUGCGACGCCGCUCGUCGACCAGCUGGAAGUGUCCGGGCUUCUCCCAGUUGACCUCCGAAUAUUUGCCCGUUCGACCGCCCCCGUUCGCCAGUUGACCUUGGAGAAUGGCCAGUUGACCUCGGAAAGUCCCCGUUCGCCCAGCGUUUUCCUGGCUCGCCCGUUCUCCGCACCAGAGCGGAUCUCGCCUGCUGUAAUCAGCAUUCCUCUUUUUCAUGGCUUCACGAGCCCGCUUGCAAACCCCUAGUGGCCAAGUGUGCUCAGCGACACAAUUGGAGCCUCGGAGCACCUUCAAACGGACCAAGGUUGCAGCACUGGUGCUGCCCAGACGACUGGCGAGCGCCGAAAUUAUGAGCUCCUACGCCACUCCGAGACGUCCCAGCCAAAACGCAGCGGGGCACGGAAGGUGGCAGGAAGCUCAGCGUCGCCGCACGGAGGCGGGCCAAACUGGCCAAGCCAGGAGGGCGUCUGCGCCACUGCUACGUGGCCUGGCAUGGGCCCCAGUAAGGGGAAGUGGAGGUGUUACAGAUCUCGUCGCCCCACUGACCGCGGGAGCUCGGGAGGAGGAGGAGGAGGAGGAGGAGGAGGAGGAGGAGGAGGAGGAGAGGAGGGAUGGGAGCGAGGGCGCGGAUGGGAAGGACAAACUAGCAGCCCGCAAACCAUCUAGAAGCUGGCUAGCGGGAGCACAGUGCCAAGUGAAGGAACGAUCCCUUGCCAUUCGAUCCGCCACCUCGCGCUGCCGCCCCUGGUGUGUAUGUGUGUCGCCCCUCAAGUGCAUCCAAGUCCAAGAAGAUCCUGACCCACCAGAUAACUUCCAAGAUCGUCGCGAGCACUCGCUCCUUCUGGGGGGGUGUCACAAUGGCGCAAGCCACUUGAACAGUGGAGGCGGGUCGCUGCCGCUGGAGCCCUUAGAAGUGGGGCGCCACGGCAUCGUAGAGGAUGCCGCAGACACCGCACACCCACACCUUCUGGGGACCGUUCUCGCAACCGUUGCCCUCCUGCGGCCUGACAUCCCAGCCGCACUGCUUCUCCUCGUCGUCCCUCCGGUGGAGGCGCACGUUCCCAUCCUCGCCCCAAGACGGGCCCCAAGAAUUUUUGAUGGCCCAGUACUUCACGGGGCCGAUGCGGGUCUUCUCCUUGAUGCCCCAGGCGAACAGCGUCACCGCGUGGUUGAUCACGUUGAGCGGGUCACAGCCCUCCUGCGUCAUCACGCCCCCGCUGUAGUAGUGCCAGUGCUCGCCCACGGCAACGGCGACGUAGAGAGGGCCGUCCACCAUGAGGCUCCUCAUGAUGGGCUCCUCCUUGUUCUCAGGGAACUUUGUCCAUCCCCGCAUGCCGAUGGUCAUGCCCCUGAGCUCACUCUCAGAUGUGCCGACGAGGUGGACCUCGUUGCCGUCCAUGUCGAGAACGCCCCGGGUGGAAACCUCGGACUCGGUCCUGAGGUUCGCAGGGCAGCUGUCCUUGGGAUCUCUUCCCACACUGGAGAACCUGCUCCUCAGCGACUGGAAGGCAUCUGGGCUGGACAGCCCCUUCUGCAGCACGUACUCGUACGCGAGCUCCGCGGUGGCGCCGUCGCAGCCGCCGGUGCCGCCGCACUUGUGGGGGUUCGGGGUGCAGGAGAUGAGCUGCAGUGCUGAGAACCUGUUGGGAAUCCCUUUGAUCUCCGCGCGGGCCCUCAUCGCCAUGGUAGAGGCCAUGGCCCAGCAGCUGCCGCAUGAAUCUCCCUGGUCUUCAGCUGGGGCCGCGAUGCUGCUCAGAUUCGCCCAAGAGAACUCGCUGGGCAUCACCGUGUCGUGGAAGAUGUUGCGGCGAGUUGCCAGCAAGGAAGGAAAGUGCGUUAUGGACUCGGCCUUUCCACUGCGGCUCGGCUUGUGGCCGCGCAGCAUCAUCAGCUCCUCGGGCGUCCUGUCCGACAUGUGGUUGACCCUCUCCGUCCAGAGCGGGCCGUUCGGCUCCGAGGCCGCGCAGUUGUGCGCGCGGAUCGCCGCCUGCCGAUCCUCGAAGAGCGCAGCGCGGAUCCUGUACUCCGCGGAGUCGCGAUCGUACCUCCGCUGGUACUUCUCCACGUACUCGUCGAAUGUGAUCGGCAUGCGGAGGCAGCCAGCCACUGCCGCCUCCUGGAAGGCGGCGUCGGCGACAGCCUCGAGGGAGUGGGCCGACACGCUCCGGCCGGCGGAUAGGGCCCUUGCCACCGCUCCCAGCGCGGAGCUGGCCAGAAGCACGCGCGCGGCCACGGCCAUGAGGAGAGCACCGUGCUCGGGCGAUGCUUGUGAUAAAAUGGAAAGGUAGUGCGGCUUACUCGGCGUGACGAGCCAAAAGCGUACCAGGUUGAGUAUGGCUUAACUUGGUGAACGCAGACGGCUGCAAUGAGCAGGACGAGGGGUGCUCAAUGAGGUGAGGUUGAAUGGAAACGGAUGAAAACUUCGCUAGGCCAACGGGCGAGAGGCGUACUAGAAUCUCCGGCAACGACCCAGG